CCUGUGGGGCCAAGGGCACAAAACCGGACUCUGGGCUCGGGCCCAGUGUCAGUGUUUCCUGACUCAGAACGAGUGAAGGAGCAUCUUGGAAGAGACCUUGGUGUUCCAAAGAGAGACGUCCUGCUGAGAGUCACCAUGGCGGACAGAGACGAGCAGGCCGCCGAGGAGAGGCAGGACGCCCCUGAAGAGAGAGAGGAGCAAGCCCCCGAAGAGAGGGAGCCAGCCUGCGUGCUGUGUCAGCGAUCAGAGGCUGACCCGGUCAUCUGCGGACAAAGAAGUUUCGUACUUGGGCUCUGUGUCCACAAGUUCUGCCUGUUUUUUGUCAGCAACUCUCCUGACCGCCCGGUUCAGCGACUAGAAUUCUGGAAUAUUCACGAAAGGGAGAUCCCAGAUAUAGUCUCCCAGGCGGCUCAGCAGAACUGCUGCAUCUGUGGCCAGAGAGGGGCCACCAUCCCCUGCUGGGCAAGACACUGUAACCUGAGCUUCCACCUGCCCUGUGCCAAGCAGGGAGGCUGUGUCACCCAGUUCGUGGCACCGUACAGGGCCUUCUGCCCCGCACACAGCCCACAGCAGGCAGUGGAGGCGACUCCAGAGCCGGGCACCCAAUGCCUCAUCUGCUUGGAGCCUGUGGAGGACAGAAACACCUUCAACACCCUGGUGUGCCCGGCCUGCAGAACCGCCUGGUUCCACAGGGACUGCAUCCAAAGACUGGCUCUGCAUGAUGGACUUUUAUCCUUCCGGUGCCCCGUCUGCAGAAAUUGUGGCAGAUUUCUCAGGGAUAUAGCCAACAUGGGGAUCCGAAUCCCCUUCAGAAUACAAGCAGCACGGGAGGACAUUAAUGCUUUUGCUGAGUUCGGAGAGAGACACAGGCGCUGCGAUGCCAGCGAGUGCCUUUGUCCAGGAGGCAGGCAGGAGGCAGAGGAGGAGGGGUAA
This is a messenger RNA of Chiroxiphia lanceolata (lance-tailed manakin), 933 nucleotides long. RefSeq names its product PHD finger protein 7-like. The record is from RefSeq and is a predicted model, not a curated record. Gene Ontology annotation, cellular component: nucleus. The transcript has 7 exons. NCBI's taxonomy places the organism in Eukaryota, Metazoa, Chordata, Aves, Passeriformes, Pipridae. The coding region runs from base 136 to 933 and encodes 265 amino acids.